AUGUCCAACGAACGCAACCCACGACGAGGCUCUACGAAUCUAUACCCUGCUGAAGUAGCAGCUAUCGAAAACGAGCGCAUUGCUUCUCAAGGACCCCGUCCGUCAUCUUCUAUCAUUGCACCAGAUGAUCGCUUUUCCCUGGAGUCGUCAGAAUACCCGUCCUGGCUGCCUAGGCGCCCCCAUCCUCCUGUGCCUGCAUCUUCAACUAACACUGGCGCUGGAUCCCCAGCAGCCGAACGGGAAGUUCGUUCCAGUGCGGAGGGCUCGUCAGCAGUGUCUCCUGACCAUACCAUGCAGUCCCCCACCACCCCUGCACGCUCAGGGACCCGACGGCCUCAUUCCGAAGGCCGGGACCCUACCCCCAGAUCGGUGCGCAUCCUGACGGCGCCUAGAAGCCGAGGCGUUGGUUCUGGCCUUAUCAACCGUUCAGCAAGCUUGGCACACACACCCAAAGUGGCAGCCCCAAACGACACCACCGCACCAACGUUUCCAACCCCCUCUAUCCCAGAUGUUGCGGCAGAUGGGCAUCGACCUCGAUUCAGAGCAAACGGCCUUCAUCUUGGAAUAAUGCGCAAUCCUUCCUUGCUCAAUCACAUAUACUUCUACCUCUUUCCCGUUAUGGUCUUUGUGCAUAUUCCCCUUCAAUCUUAUUUGGAUUUUAACGCAGCAUACAUCUUGCUUCAAGCUGCCAAACAUCCCACGCCUGCUGCACUUGGUGUCCCUGCAUCAGGUCGUGGCUGGGCACUAGCUUUUGCAGCCUAUAUAGCCUGCUAUUUUGUUUAUUUGUUCAUCAUAUUCAUUGGUUACGAGCUUCUUUAUUCGUUUUAUCGCCAAUGGCGUACAAAGCGACCAUUAAUUUUAUCCAUUUAUCUAUCUGCUCCCGCCUUUAACCUCGCCUCGAUGACUUCAUACUCGACCUUCUGUUUCCUUCAGUACAUACGUGCCAGCGCUUUCAUCCCAGAACGGAAUGGCAGUUGGCGAGAUGGUAUUGCGGAGACGUGCUACUGGUACUCACAGAAUUUACCAACUGUUGUCCUUCUCCUCCCUCGUGCAGCUCUCUGUUUAGCAGCACUGUUUGCAUUCUCGGGACCAACUGCCCGUGCAGUGGCGGAUAAUGGGGAGCUUCCGGUUGGCAGAGAUACCACGUUCUUCAAUGGGCAAGGCCUAUUGACUUCGUAUGCUAGGGGAUCCCUUAUUGCUAAUGCUGUAUGGACAUUGUGGAGAGUGAUGGUACUUCUCAUCAGCUGGGUCGGGCUAUGGAUUACGAGCGGGCAAGCAUGCGCAGGGAUUUGUGGUCCUCGGUACCGAUGGGAAGAAGAGGAUGAUGAGAAGGGAUUUUAUGCGUCACGGACGCGUAAUGAACGUCUCAUCGAGCGUUGGGCGUGGUUGCCAUUCACUAUCACUCGAAUCCGAGAAGCGUACGAGUUCUGCCUCACAAAUCGUGUCAAGCGCCGGACAUCAUCAGUCGAGGACCAACGUCAUUCGCAACAACCAAUGGCAGAGAAUAGGUUCGCUUCAAGGACUUCUGAUUCGCCACCGUUAACGGUGGAUCUUUCUACCGCCCUUGCAUUGGGGUCAGCUCAUGCACAUGUGCCUGAUGAUGGCGAGCAAAAGGCAGAUGAGCCGACUGCCACACCCGGUCAGCACUCCGGGACAAGACGCAGUGUCCUUGAUAGCGAUAUAUUUACUUCCCCCGCUGGUUCCUCUACAGUCUUCGGCUCCUCAUCACUCGUUCCGCCGCUGCCAGCUGCCAAUCUACAAAGUCUUGUGCCGAUGGUAGACCCUUCCAAGCCUGCUUACGGUUCUACGGGACCAUCAUCAAGUGGGCCUAUCUUGUCUCUCCCAUUUCCAUUUUUCCCUAUGCCCACCGCUGCCACCAGUCCACCAGCUCCCCCGUUCCCUCUUCAGUCUCGUCCAAUCCCCUCUCCCAGGCGGUCAAUGCCAAGCACCCACUCAUCGGCCUCUGGAUCUGAAAAGGACUAUGGCUUGGAGGGUUUCGUGGUGCGGGAUAGCGAUGAGAUAGAUGAUCAGCUAGUGGAGUCUCCGGUCUCGGCGACUCACCUGCAGGAAGAUCUGACAGGGGAAGUAUCCCAGUCUCAGCAACCAAUGAACGGACGCGCAUCUCAGUCCCUGUCGAGCCUCGGUCAACCACUGUCUCCAGCUUAUUUGUCCGGUUCCCGUUCACCAUCCACCCAUUCACAAGGUUCCCCCCUGCCUCGCUCGUCAUCGUCUCGAGCCUUGUCUGCGUCGUCCCAAGGCCAAUCUGUCCUUGCUUCUGCUGAACCUUCAUCGUCAGCGGGCAGUCCGCUGAGUCCAAUGAUGCCACCACCUCCACGUCAUCCAUCAGCGGGAUCGGAUUAUCGUAGACGUCGAGCGGGUACGGCUCCAUCCCUGCCUUCGUCUCCCCGGAGUUCGGAAUCCCUUCGCCAUCGUAACCGCACAAUCAGCGUUACGGACCAAACAUUUGGCGUUGCGAUUCCCUUACCGCCGGUGCAAGGUACUGACGACAAUGACCAUCAGUUGGAGGAAGAAGAUCAUGCGGAGGCACGAGGUUCCAUCGAGGAAGCUGAGAAAGAAGACUCGGUUGGGCUGCUGUCCUCUGCUCCUAGCCCAAAGUCUUCGUUAGGAGCUCUUCGCCUUCGUGCCCAGAGCCUAGUUUCGCUCCGUCGUACCUCUUUCGGCUCAGCCCAAGAAGGGAGCCGGCCCCCUUCGUCGCCCUCGACUAGUCGUUCAAGGGCUAUCUCCCUCAUGGGCCGAUCCCGGAAGGGUUCGUCAUCGUCACCGUCAUCACAAGCAGGGGCCGCUUCAGCUUCUCCAUCUUCACGCUCCAGAGCAAGCUCAGUCGCACGUCAAGCCGAUGCGCAUGAUAAUACUUUUGGAAUCCCACCAUCCGUGAGCAUAGAUUGGGAUGAUGUACCUAGGACUAGUGCGCCACCACAGGAACUGCCCCUACCAUCUUCAUCAAACCUCCAAGUGCCUGAUGUCGGACGUACCGGGCGGACGGUGCGUCCUUCAGUCUCACGUGCCACCACGGAGUCCCAGCAGACUGUCUCGCAAAGUGUCGCUCAUACUGACAUCAGCGAGGCGCCCUCAUCAUAUGUUACUGCCCCACCCACUGUGAUCGGAAGUACAACAGAAGAUGGCAGUGCUGGAACAAUUCGGAGUACGGAUCCAUGGAAUGAAAUUUUCCGUGAAAUGAUGUGA
Molecule: messenger RNA, 3204 nt
Organism: Cantharellus anzutake
Lineage: Eukaryota; Fungi; Basidiomycota; Agaricomycetes; Cantharellales; Hydnaceae
Exons: 5
Coding region: 1-3204 (1067 amino acids)
Source: RefSeq, a predicted model, not a curated record